Messenger RNA from Phytophthora sojae, 648 nucleotides. RefSeq lists its product as hypothetical. Lineage: Eukaryota; Oomycota; Peronosporomycetes; Peronosporales; Peronosporaceae. The transcript has a single exon. The coding region runs from base 1 to 648 and encodes 215 amino acids. The record is from RefSeq and is a predicted model, not a curated record.
AUGCGCGUGACGAAGCUCGCGAUGAUCCUGACGACCUGCGUGGUGCUGUCAGCGAGCGUUGGCGCCGUGGACACCAACUCCAUCACCUUCGGCAACACGGAUCUGUCGGCCGCUGGGAAUGCCGGCGUGGUGGCGUCCGACGCCGACACAGGCAAGACACCGUGUCCAUCGCUACCGCAGACCACAAGCGCGGCCGGUUCCACGACGACGGACAUCGCCACAGACGCCCCAGCAGCGACGGAGCCUCCAGUAGCGACAGAAGCUCCGGCGGCCCCAGCUGUGCCGGACGCAACGACGGCUGCGCCUGCUACUGCGACGCCAGCAAAAACACCAUGUCCGUCAUUGCCGCAGCCUGCGCUCUCCAGCAGCUCCAGCGGCGAAACAGAAUACAGCAGCGGCAGCAGCAGUGCGACCGGCAAGAGCCCGUGUCCGUCAUUGCAGACGGCAUCAACUUCGUCGGAUGGGUCGGUGUCGGCGCCUUGCCCUUCAUUGAAGACCGCGACGGUAGCUCCAUGCCCGUCACUCCCGACUGCCUCCAAGUCCUCGUCCGAAGACCCUAGCGGUAGCGGCACAAGUGGAGCAGCAGAGGUAGCCAUCUCCAGCCUGGCGGUGGUCGCCGUGUCGGUUUCGGCUUUGCUACUGCUAUAG